Messenger RNA from Laccaria bicolor S238N-H82, 531 nucleotides. RefSeq lists its product as uncharacterized. The record is from RefSeq and is a predicted model, not a curated record. The transcript has a single exon. The annotation marks the transcript as partial. NCBI's taxonomy places the organism in Eukaryota, Fungi, Basidiomycota, Agaricomycetes, Agaricales, Hydnangiaceae.
UCAGAGCCUGCAUCUAUCGAUUUCGUGCGAAGGCAUACUAAAAUUCCUGUUCCCACUGUCUGGUGCACGGUUCCUUUUGCUGGGUCAAGGUGGAUGGUUCUUAGCAGAAUUAAAGGAGAAGCUAUGUACCUGCGAGGCUGGGAUGAUCUUGAUAGGGAUUCGCAAGACAAAAUCAUCAUACAGUUACGGGACAUGGUUUCCCAGCUGCGCGACAUCGAACCUCCUGUCGGACCCGAGAUAUGUUCUAUCCUUGGUGGCCCCGUUGCCGACUUGCGCUUGUGCACGGAUGAGCCUCUCUUCUAUGUUGACGAACAGCAAAUGAAUUUCCAGCUCCGGCGUGGGCGAUCCCUCAGUACCGGGUGCAAAGACUUGCCCUAUUACGCAGAUCUCGUGGCGUCGCAUGCAAUUCGCCAUCCCAUUGUGUUCACUCACGGAGAUAUUGCAUUUCGCAACAUCAUGGUGGAAGGUGCAACUAUCACCGCCCUGAUUGAUUGGGAGUGUGCAGGUUGGUUUCCCGCUCACUGGGAAUAC